Molecule: messenger RNA, 1039 nt
Organism: Drosophila suzukii
Lineage: Eukaryota; Metazoa; Arthropoda; Insecta; Diptera; Drosophilidae
Biological process (GO): regulation of cytoskeleton organization
Cellular component (GO): axoneme
Molecular function (GO): microtubule binding
Source: RefSeq, a predicted model, not a curated record
AAUGGAGAAUUUUCAAAUUAGUUAGAAAUCAAGUAGUCGUUGCCAGAUGUCAAAUAUUUGUCAGGCAUAAAGAAACCGUAUAUCAAACAUUACAGUUUUGAACAUAUACAAAAUCGAAUCUACCUAAAAUUUAUUUAAAAAAGCAGAUAAAAUCCCAAAACUAAAAGUUAUAUAUUUCUACAAAAUGUCACAAUCCCAAACCCAAUCCCCUAAUCGCGCGGAGGAACAGCAGGACGACCUGAAACAAUGGCUAAAGGAGCAGCGCAUCGUGUUGGACAUGCGAACUCGGCGUUUUUUCUCCGAUGUUUUGCCAGUGGCUAAGAUUAUCAAGCAAUGCCAUCCUCGUCUGGUGGAUCUGCACAACUAUACGCCCAAGUGUAGUGUGGCACUGAAGCUCCAGAGUUGGGAGACCUUCAGCAACAAGGUUCUGAAGAAGUUGGGCAUUCAUAUGCCUCGUUCUGGCCUGGAGCAACUGGCUUCUGCCGCACCAGGAGCCAUAGAAUCGCUGUUCCAGGAACUGAUUGCAGUGAUCAAGUGUGGUAGCCCCAGGCCAAGUCCCAUGCGGAGUGUUUCGCCAACGCCUUCUCACAAAAGCGAGGUAGUUGGCAGAGUGGCCAAUAAGGAUUCCCUUAAACGCACUCUCAAUCGCUCCCUCACUCAAAUAAUCGAACGCUCUUCCUCGGGUGAUAUUAAACCCAAAGUUCUGACCAUGAACGUGGAUGUCCUGGUUAAUGGACAGCUCAAGAAGGUGGCCAAGAAACUAGUGGAGUACGACCACUAUGCGAAAGUUGUUAAAAAGAGUGCCGAGAAGUCCAACUACAUAACCUCAAUCCUCCAAAAAACCGACUAUCUGCAGAGUAUUAUCGCCGUAAAGGAGGAGCGUAUAUCAGAGUUAAUGGAUCAACUGGCAAAACUAUCGGUGAGCAUUCUUUCCAUGCGACCGACGCUCAGCGAUAACGAUGACGAUACUAGGAUCAGUAUAAAUUCCCAUACCCCCAUUAACAACGCCUCAGAGCCCUACUUCGAGUACUCCAACUAA